This is a messenger RNA of Corythoichthys intestinalis (scribbled pipefish), 4312 nucleotides long. RefSeq names its product membrane bound O-acyltransferase domain containing 7 (gene mboat7). Gene Ontology annotation, molecular function: lysophospholipid acyltransferase activity. The record is from RefSeq and is a predicted model, not a curated record. The transcript is spliced from 9 exons. Gene Ontology annotation, cellular component: mitochondria-associated endoplasmic reticulum membrane contact site; membrane. Gene Ontology annotation, biological process: lipid modification; phosphatidylinositol biosynthetic process. The coding region runs from base 87 to 1487 and encodes 466 amino acids. Lineage: Eukaryota; Metazoa; Chordata; Actinopteri; Syngnathiformes; Syngnathidae.
ACUUUCUCCAGUUAGCCGACUCGUUCGUGAAUGGCAAAACUGGGUUGGGUUCUACUUCGCUUCUCACUCAACCGUGUAAAGCAACAAUGUCUCCCGAUGAGCUGGUCUACUUGGGAGUCUUGGCAGCCGCUAUCCCUGUCGGGUUCCUUUUCCGUUACCUCAGUCCUCCUGUAAAACAGGGGGCGGCGAUGCUUCUGGGCCUUUCCAUUACCAUCGCUACUUGUCAUGUGCACACACUCCACUCACUAGUGACGGUGGUUGGAACGUGGUUUAUAAUCAAGAGCAGCUGGAGACACGCCCCGAUGUUGAGUCUCUCCUGGACUUUUCUCUACCUCCUCUUUUUCCGACUAGUCACGUGGUUCGGUAUCCCGGCGCCGACACCUUUUGCCAACGCCGUCCAGCUUCUUCUCACUCUCAAGAUGGUGAGCCUAGCUAACGAGGUGCACAGCUUUCACAUGGAAAAAAAGAAGGAAAUAAGCUCCUUCGGCAGGUCUUCGGCCGUCGGGUUUCUGUCUCGGGAGCCUUCGCUUUAUGACGUCGUGUCCUACAGCUACUGUUAUGUUGGCCUAAUGACAGGCCCAUUCUUUCGCUUUCAAACCUACACCGACUGGCUGGAGCAGCCCAGACCGCUAGCCCUGCCCUCAUGGGGUCCUUGCCUGCAGAGGCUGAAGUUGGUGCCUAUUUUCGGAGCUCUAUUCCUGGCUGUAAACUCCGUCUUCCCUCUGGCGUACGUCCGCACCGAUGACUUCCUGGAACACAACUACUUCUUCAGGUUUUUCUACAUGAUAGUGGUUUUCUUCGUGUUCAGAAUGCGCUUCUACGCGGCCUGGUGCGGCGCUGAGGCCGGAUGCAUCAGUGCCGGUCUAGGCUGCUAUUCAGAACGGGCUCAGUGCAAACCAGGCAUGGGACCUACUGUCAGCUACAGCCCCGAGUCAUUAGCUGAGGAGAAGUAUGACUUUAAAACAAUCCAAAACAUCGACUGCUACAACACCGACUUCUGUGUGAAAGUGCGGCACGGCAUGCGCUACUGGAACAUGACAGUGCAAUGGUGGCUGCAUCACUACAUCUACCCUAAUGCACCCUUUAAGUCCUACACGCUCAGGGCGGGUUGGACCAUGUUCAUAAGCGCCUACUGGCACGGCCUCCACGCCGGAUACUAUCUCUCUUUCCUCACCAUCCCUCUGUGCAUCGCCGCCGAGUCAGCCAUGGAGGCGUCGGUCCGAUCCCGCCUGGGCCCACGUGGUCAAAAUGUCUUCGACUGGAUCCACUGGUUUUUGAAAAUGCGUGCCUACGACUACAUGUGCAUGGGAUUCGUGCUGCUAAAAGCGUCCGACACCAUCAGCUACUGGUCAUCCAUCUACUUCGCCAUGCAUGUGGUAGCAGUGUUUUGCAUAAUUGUGGGUAGAAUUUUAAAGGGAGGCAGGAGAAAAGAAAAGGUAGAUGAGACAAGACUCAUAAACGGAGAUAAAAAUGAUAAAAAGGAGUGAAAAUGAACUCAUGUUCGCUCAAGAUUUAAAACUUCUAAACAUACAUUUCAAUGUGCAUUGGUGACUUGAGGUAUGAGUGACUAUUUAUGAGGGGUUGUUUUGUUUUUUAGAUGCAAGCAAGAAAUCUUUUUUGUUUUAUUUUGACGGGAACAAAAAAGGAGAUGUGAAACUGAAAUAUUCUUCAAAAACGGCAUCAAGCUGAUUAAGCGUUGCACUGAUAUGUUAGUAGUAUAAGUACCGAUACUAGUCGUUAGUAUCAGAGGGUAGUAAAAAAUAACAUGCCUAUGCUACCCAAGAUGGCUGCCAGUUAAAUGAAUAUUCAUUUGUUCGCUGCUUACCGUCCCACUUCAAAUGUAUUGGAGGUGUAGUGCCAUCAAUGGCAGACAAUGAGUUAAAGGGAACCACGGAUAGAAAGACUUGUUGGUCUUAAAAGAUAAACAUGAUUUCAAAUCAUUUGAUAUUAAAAGCCCUCUUGAUGUUUUAGUUUGUAUACAAUUUGUAAAAUUAAUUUAACUAGUAGGUUGCCAUUGUCGUUGACCUUGCAGGGCAUCGACAUCACUGGGUUACGCUGCCGGGCUUCCAGAGUAUGACUCUAGCGACAUAAACAUGUAAUCUGUUGAGCCCUUUCAAUUUGAACACGUGAGGAACAUUAAUGAGCAUGACAGCGCUGUCGAUAUUUCACAAAACGAGCAGCAAAAACAAAACAAACAGGAAAGACGGGAUGAGACGAGACAAGAGUAGGACAAAAUGGUGUUCUGCCAAAAUGUGCUACACCGGGGAAAUGUCCUACAAGAGGCAAAUUUGACACCCAAACUAAUACCAUGCACUUCAAGCUUGCUUUGUUUAGAGCCAUACAGACAGAAACAUACUAAAGAUGCCUUAAGAAAAUACUUAAACGUAGUAAUAUCAAAUAAGGGUGGUUUAAAUACGCUACAUGACUAAUGUGGUCAACAGAUCAACAAUCUCAUUUAAAGCUACCACAAGAAAACAUAAUGCUUAAAAAGGAUGAGAAGGAAACACAUGUAAAAAGUAUUUUGAGGCAAUGAAAAGAUAGUAAAAGACUCAAUAAAAACACAAAUUGUAAGUACUCGCCGCUUUUAACUGAUGUGCGCAUCUAUUGGACGUCUCACCGCGUGGAAGGAAUUGCAGUUACCCGGUAGUAUUUGUCAUCAUCACAUCAUCCUGAGUGUCCAUUGCGUGCAUAAAAUAUGGCGCCCUCCAUAGGUCAAAACAUGUACUAAAUAUGAUAGAUUUUCAAAUCAAUGGCAAUAUUUUGUGUUUCUUAAAACAUUUUAGCAAAAGAGAACAAUUGUGGUUUAUUAGAGCCUACAAGUCUUUAAGUCCCGAGGUUCCCUUUAAGCAGUGUCUGACCAAGCCAUGAUAAAAUUAUUUUACAUUUGAGUAUGUAGAAAUUAUAUAUAUAUAUAUAUUUAAGUGUUUUCUGUACAGUAUCAGCCAAUACUACACAUAUCGGUAUUGGAAGCCAAAAAAAUCAGUGCAACACUACUAAAAAUGACUUGUUUUUGUACGUUUUUAUACUGCCCCCAUGUGGCCAAGCCCCACACACCAGAGGGAGCAGUACAAUGUCCAUUGAAAUCUAGCAACAAAUAAUUGCAGCAAUUGUUAAUAUGUCAUUAUUGGAUGUACACUAUGUAUAGUAUUCUUUUAAAAAAAAAAAAAAAAAAAAAAAAAAAAAGAUCAUUUGUUUUAAACAAUUUGUUGACAUUUCAAAAUGAAGCUCAUAUCUCAAGACACCAUUGCAUAGAACAAAUGACGUAUCCAAUACACUGUCCUUUUGGAGCCAUUUCACCACAUGGCAUGAAUGUGAAAACAGAAAGCACUUAUGUUCAUGUAAAAGUCAAUCCUAACGUGGUCACAAUGUUUGCAAUACUGCCAAGACAUUCCAGCAUCUUAUUACACUCUAUUGAAAAUAGAGAAACAGUAUUGUUGUUUUUACCUGAUAUUCAACUUUUCAACAGUUGUAAUGGUGCAGCAGGGGGGGGAAAUCUGCAACAUUUCAUUCUGGUUCAAUGACUUUGUACUUGUAUCAUUGACUGAAAUUCUCUGUGCUUUGACACACUCAUUGUUUACCUCUGUGCUACCUCUUUUAGUGUGUACACAUCUGCUGAUGCAGUAACUUAAUCCGACUGCCUGCUUUGAGUAUCUCUGAACCAUAUCAUGUAUAAUACCUGUCCUUCAUAUGGCAAGGUACAGUAUUCACUGCCCUGAUGUCUUUUUAUGUACGACUUGGUGUGAACUGGUUAAAAAUGCAUACAUUUUCCUGUUAUCAAAACAAUUAUUAUUUUGUCAUUGUUGAAACUAGUGACAUUCCUGUAAAGUCAACAUCAAUAUACAGUGGCGAACUGAUGCCUGAAUCCCAUUUAAGAUAUAAACUGUACAUAAGGCAAUAUUAUAUACUGUACAAAUAUUACAAUAUUAAACUUUGUUUAUGAAGCAUGUUUCCAUUUAACCAUUUGACUCAGUGCCAUUGAUAAUGACAUCUGAUUAUAUGUCUCUUUUCAUCUUUCUAUGAAUUUGAAUUAGUUUGUCACAAGUAGACGUCCACUCUGUUUUACGGAACAGACGGCGAACGGAUGUUCAUUUGCUGCCAACCCUCCCAGUUAAAGUGAAUUUGGACAUCUAUCUAUCCCUGGAUGCCUGAAAUUAACAUGUACAUCAAAAAUGGGGAAAGUCGUAAAAUAAACGCAUUAAAAAACAAUAAAUUGUAAAUUAAAAAUUUAAAGUUGAAGCCAGUUAUUUUUGGAAAAUAUAAAGGAAUUAAUUCAUGAAUUCCUUUUUAUUUUAGCAGAGGAAUUAAGUAUAUA